This is a messenger RNA of Fusarium mangiferae, 1218 nucleotides long. RefSeq lists its product as uncharacterized. Lineage: Eukaryota; Fungi; Ascomycota; Sordariomycetes; Hypocreales; Nectriaceae. The coding region runs from base 1 to 1218 and encodes 405 amino acids. The transcript is spliced from 3 exons. The record is from RefSeq and is a predicted model, not a curated record.
AUGGCCGAACACGUCAAAUUAUCCCCCGACUCCUCCCAACCUUGCGCGCCAUCCCUCGACAAGUGCCCCACGGCCUCGCGCAAGGUCUCUCCGACCGAAGCUCCUCUCCCGUCCCCUCCCGACUCCGCUGAGCGCACUCGUGCUGCUGCUGGCAGUCUGCCCAAAGUCCUGGUCGAAGUCGUGCGUGAGCUUGACGAUUCACCUCUCGAAGUAGACUACUACAAGUCUUUCCCACUUAGCUGGGAAGAUUUCAAGAGUGCUCGUGAGGUAAUUGAAGCGACAAUCCGUCGAUUCGAUUACGACCCUUUCAAAGGCAAGAUCACGAUCCGAAUGACGACUCCAAUCCACGAUAGCUUCGCCGGACUGGUCAGCGAAGCCAUCGCAAUCAAGCUCUUCCCUCUCAAGACUGGAGACAACGCCACUGCCCGCUUUGCCAAGAGCAUCAUACCCGUCCUCUCUGCCCGCAACUACCUAGACAACCCAAAGCGACCCGCGUUCCCUGUCCAAGACCCCGAAAAGAAAGAGCAGAAAUCACCAGACCUCCAGUACUGCCACAAAAUGGCAGAGUAUUCCGGCAUAGUCGUCGAAAUUGCCUACACCCAGCCGGCGAAGCAACUGAGGAAGCUUGCUCUGGCUUACAUCCGCGGGUCAAUGGGCAAGAUUCAGACUGUCAUCGGAAGCGCCUACUGGCUUGAAGUUGAGCAGGUCCUUAAGGAAGUUCCCUUCCGUUCGGCCGACGGUGAGCCGCUCAACCAGGACUGCGAACUUGUCCUUUCUCUCCACGAGAUGACCGCUGACCAGAGCCUACGCGAAGGCGUGGACAACAAGUCGAUUUCGAUCCUGUUCAAGGAUCUUUGUGUCUUCAUGAACACAGUGGCGGAAAUUGAGGAAAUGCAGCUCGAGAACUUGCAGAAACCUCACGGAGCCGAACAGCAAGCCCAAAUCAACGGCAUCCCGGUCAAGAUCAAGGAACCAAUUUCCAGCUCACCAGAAGAAGAGCUCGCGUCCGAGGAUGAGAAAAUCUUUGCUGAUCAGGAGGAAGCGCAGCGAAAGAAGGCUAAGAACGACGACACCCCUUUCUCUCGUACUGUCGACAAAGACAUCAAGGGCCGCCCCAAUGUCGCGACACGCGCAGGGCCACCAAAGCGACCCGCGCCCACCAACACUGGCGAGAACCUCCCUGUCGCAAAGCGCCGCUCUAAGCGAAGAAGAGACUAG